CGUAACGCUCUGCAUUGUUUGUAUUCAAUGGCUAAUUGUGUGUAAGAAUUGUCACUAUCUCGCUGUGAACAUGGAUGGAUUCAUUGCCUCGGCAGUUGGCGCCGCAUUGCCGGAGUCGGCGUUUCCUCUUCGUUGUUCGGCUCGGCGCUUUGCGAAGGUUUAAUAACCUUGGGAGAGGACGAUAGUCAGAGAAGGUAUACAACACGUCGAACGUCGUGUGCCUCUCUCGUAAAGAUCCCUCAAGAUUUCUAGAGAAGAAGACCGGCAAACAACAUGGCAGCCACCGCUACCCCCAGCACCUCCCCGCUGGCCAACUUCAUCUGGGGAGAGCAACGCCUCCAGCGCCGCUGCGAGAUCCUGGCCGCCGUCGCCCAGAACCCGGUCUUCACCCAGCCGCCGAACCCACAUGCACUGUCGCGGAAGGAUCUGUGGGCGCUGCGGCUCAAGCAGGGUGUGGAGCUGCUCGAGCUGAAGUUCAAGCUCGGCUGGUCGAACCAGCAGUUUGUCGAUGCGACCAAGAUCACGGCCGAUCAGCUCACCAUGGGGGUGAAUUAUCGAAUAUUCAUCAGAAACCUCGAGGCCCAGAUGAGCCCCGAGCAAAAAGCAUAUUGGCUCCCCAAGGCAGAGCGCUUCGAGAUCAGCGGCUGCUACGCCCAGACGGAGCUGGGCCACGGGAGCAACGUCCGCGGCAUCGAGACGACGGCGACAUUCGACCCGACGACGGACGAGAUCGUCGUCCACUCGCCCACGCUGUCGAGCCACAAGUACUGGAUCGGGUCGCUGGGCGUUGUGGCCACGCACGCCCUGGUCAUCGCCAGGCUGCUCGUCCGCGGCCGCGACCUGGGCAACCACGUCUUCCUCGUGCAGGUGCGCGACCUCAACACCCACGCCCUUAUGCCCAACGUGCGCAUCUACGAGCAGGGCGAGAAGGGCAUGGGCACCUUCGCCUCGAUGGACAACGGCGUCAUGGCCUUCUCCCACUGCCGCAUCCCCCGCGCCAACAUGCUGGCGGGUAUGGUCUCCUUGGACGCCGACGGCACGUACCACGCCGCCAAAAACUCAAAGCACGCCUACACCUCGAUGGUCAUCAUCCGCGGCCUCAUGUCCGAGGAGUUGGGCAUCGAGGUCGCCAAGGCCGUCGUCAUCGCCUUGAAGUACGCCCAGUUCCGCAGGCAGUUCAACCCGAAGGACGGCGUGGAGAGGAAGGUGAUUGAGUAUGCCAGCGUGCAGAGCCGGCUGUUUCCUGCCUUGGGACGGGCAGUGGCCAUGAUGCUCCUCGGCCGGGAAAUGAGGGCCCGCAUCGACAACAUCGUCAACGAGAGCCUUGAAGACCUGCACCUGCAGACGGUCGGCGCGAAGAUCUGGGCUAGCGAACACGGCGUGCGGGACGUCGAAGUCGCCCGUCUCAGCUGCGGCGGGCACGGAAACAUGGCCAGCACGGGACUCGGGUCCCUCUACGCCCAGCUUUCCCCGUCAAGGACAUAUGAAGGAGAGACAUACGUCCUGUCCCAGCAGAUCGGCAACGCCGUCGUGAAGCACUGGAAGAACAAAUCCGAACAAUCGAUCAGCGCGCUCUCGUACCUCGCACGUCUGAGAGACAACGGUCGCAUGUCACAGGGCGUGCAGGUCAGCAGCAGCAGCCGCGCGGACGAGUGGUUCAACUCUGAGGUCCAGGGAGACUUCCUCGAGCACCGCGCUGCCGUCCUCGCCCGACGCCAUAUCACCGACGUCGCUGCCGGCAAGGACACCAGCUACGACGUAUUCGAGCUGACCAUGGCCCACGCCGAUCUCACUUAUUUCCGCGGACUGCAGGCUCAGGUGAAGCAGACUGCCCAGAACGACCGGGAGACCAUGCAGACAUUGGCGAACGUGUUCGCCCUCAACGCCAUGAUCGAAGGCCUCGCCGCCUUCGCGGGCGAAAGUUACCUCUCGGCCGCGCACGUCUCGGGCCUGCGCGCCGCGUACCAGGACGCCAUCGCCGCGUUCGCCACCGCCCACGCCGACGCUGUGGUCGCCGCCUUCGGCUUCACCGAGUACGAGCUCAACAGCGUCUUUGCGCGCGCCGACCAGACCCCCUACGAGGGCCUGCUGGACGUGGCCAAGCAGAGUGAGUUGACGGAUAAUGUUUUCAUUCGGCCCACGCUGCUGAAGGCGCGGAGUCUGUGGAAGAAGUACGAGCGCGCCAAGAUUUAGAAUACUUGCAUUCGUAAUGGUAUCGGCAUUGGCAUUGGUCAUGGCAUUUGGAUUGGCAUGUAUGGGGAAUACGGGGUAGACCAAAACAUCGAUGUGAGAUUCUCAUUUCGAGGAAUUACGGGGUCUUAGAGCGUAGGUGUAUAUCAGCACAGAUUCACCAGCCUGCUUCUCGUCUCUUUCGCCAUCCAACGGCCA
Cladophialophora immunda is the source of this 2388-nucleotide messenger RNA. RefSeq lists its product as uncharacterized. Gene Ontology annotation, molecular function: acyl-CoA oxidase activity; fatty acid binding; FAD binding. The record is from RefSeq and is a predicted model, not a curated record. Gene Ontology annotation, cellular component: peroxisome. Lineage: Eukaryota; Fungi; Ascomycota; Eurotiomycetes; Chaetothyriales; Herpotrichiellaceae. Gene Ontology annotation, biological process: lipid homeostasis; fatty acid beta-oxidation using acyl-CoA oxidase. The transcript has 7 exons. The coding region runs from base 274 to 2193 and encodes 639 amino acids.